Molecule: messenger RNA, 1945 nt
Organism: Acaromyces ingoldii
Lineage: Eukaryota; Fungi; Basidiomycota; Exobasidiomycetes; Exobasidiales; Cryptobasidiaceae
Product: MFS general substrate transporter
Exons: 4
Coding region: 10-1662 (550 amino acids)
Biological process (GO): transmembrane transport
Molecular function (GO): transmembrane transporter activity
Source: RefSeq, a predicted model, not a curated record
CAACCCACCAUGACAACCUCUGGCCAGGUAUCAUUCGUCCUCUCAUCGGCGGCCGAAGCAGGGUCGUCCCAUUCCUCGUCCUCAUCAGCUUCAUCCUCGCAGAAGAGCUCGCCCCUCCAAUCGACGCCACCGUGGCAAGGGCGUGACGGGGAAAUGCCCGCGUUAAGCUUUGCGGUCGAUCUUGAGAAAGGCCUCUCCAAGACAGCAAGCACCCACUCUCUUCCGCCCCUCCCUUCAAAGUCUCAUACGCCAUCACGCACCCCGCUUCCAGAAUCGCUUGAGCCUGGAACCGAUCCUCUUGAGUGGCCGGAAUGGUAUAAAGCUUGGGCGAACACGACGUACUGCCUUUUGAUCUUGUGCACCACCUAUUCUUCCUCGGCAUUUGCACCGUCGGCCAAACAGGUCCAACAUGCCUUCAAUGUCGAUUACCACGUCGCCAUCUGCGGAACGUCGUUGUACGUACUCGGCUUCGCGCUGGGACCACUGCUCUUCGGACCACUCUCUGAGCUUCAAGGUCGCAAGGUGGUGUACGUUGGCGCCUUUAUUCUUCUCACCGCAUUCAACCUGGGAGCUUGUCUUGCUCCCAAUAUCGAGCUCCUUCUCAUCUUCCGCCUGCUCGGAGGCAUAUGCGGAAGUUCGGCACUCAACAACGUCGCCUCCUCGAUCGUCGACAUGACCAGGGUUCGCAACCGGCUUCGUUACAAUGUCGCGUACCGCCUCGUGAGCUUUGGUGGACCAACUCUGGGGCCGCUGGUGGCGACUUUUAUCACAGAGGAGGUGGGAUGGCGAUGGAACCUCAGGACUUUGCCCAUUUUCUCUGCCGUUGUUCUUGCACUGUACGCUUUCACAGUGCCGGAAAGCCAUCGUGCCACUCUCCUGAGACGGCAGCGGAGACGAAGGGGGGAGAAGGAAUUUGGCGAAGAUGGCAAGCAGAUGCCCAGCUUGUCUAUCAGUCAGCGAUACGCAAUCGCCCUCAAAAGGCCCUUCGUUUUCAUGUUCACGGAGCCCGUCAUCAUUAUUGUAGGCUUGUACACGGCUCUUCUAUACGGACUUCUCUACGGCACUCUGGCUGCCUUCCCCGUAGUGUGGCAGGAGAUCCGCGGACGUUCACCCGAAUACGCCAGCCUGACCUACCUUUCGAUUCUGGGAGGCUUCACACUAGGAGCUCUCAUCAUUGGAUGCUUUUUGCAGGAUUGGCAAUUUAAGAGGGCUUACGAUGAGCAUCGCUAUGUCCCCGAAACUCGAAUCGGUCCAGCAACAUGGGCUGGCUUCGCCGUUCCGCUCGGCCUAUUCUUGUUUGCAUGGACUGCACCCUACGACGCCCUCGUUGGUCCUGUCGACGUCCACUACAUCAUCCCCUGCUUUGCCCUCAUCAUUUUCGCAUUUGGCAUGCAGGUCGUCUUCAAUUCCUGGCUGUCGUACGCUGCCGACAGCUACGGUGCAUCGAGCGCCUCGGCUAUGGCCGCCUGUACCUUUUCAAGGUCGCUCCUUGGAGCUGCUUUCCCUUUAUUCAUGAGCGAUGUCAUUAACAAGACCUCGGUGCAGGCAACCUUCACCUUUUUGGGUUGCCUCUCUCUCAUCCUCUCUUUCGGAAGCAUCGCCUUUGUCCGAUACGGUCACAUGCUACGGGCUAAGAGCCGCUUCGCCACUGACCCAGAGUAACCUUUUUUUUAACGACUCCCCCAGUGAUGUCCGUCUCGCUGUCAUCCACUUUGUACUUGUGCAUACACGUUUUCAUCAUUAUCGUUCAGCUGUAAAAUAUUGUCACCGCGACUCUGAUGUCACAUCGAAGAAACGUCACGCACGGUCUGACUCUGAAUUCCGGCGCCUCGGGCAUCCUUCAAGACGCACCAACGUCGGACACACGUCCUAGUCCCUGACCGAAAGUCCUUGCAGUCCAAGAUUUGCAGACGGGAAAAUUCAACGUGCUUCACAUUGCAGCAGC